CGAGCCGCGCGCCGUGCAUUUCGCGUGACGUUCCAGAGCCGACCGGGCAGCCGAGACCAGCGAACGCCGCGUCACCAUGGCCCAGGAGAUCAACGAGCAAAUGGGCCGCGUGCUGCGUGAGCGAGGGCUCAUCGGCGACACCCUGGACGGCUUCGAGCGCAAGACCAAGUUCAAGCGUGAGCAGCUCGUCUACGGCCUAGUGGUGAUCGUGGGCCUGCUGUUCCUGGUGAACGUGCUUGGCUCCAAGUCGGCGACGUUCAUCUCGACGGUGUGGCCCAUGCUUGGAAGUAUCCGCGCCAUCGAUCGUGCGGAUGUACUGGCGCUGCAGAAGUGGACCGCCUACUGGAUCGUGUAUGCCCUGCUCAACAUCGUCUUGAACUUUGUGUUCAUCGGCAUUCACCGCUACUUCAAGCGCAUCUACUUCAUCAGGCUGUUAGUGCUUGCAUGGUGCGCGGCACCCAUGCAGAGCAACGGCGCCACUCUGAUCUUCCAGAAGUGUUUUGCCGGCAAAAUUUUCAAGGAGGGUCUCACUCCUGGCGCCGCCCCUCCGCCGCCGCCAGCUGCUGCUGCUCCUGCCGCGGGCGGAAAGAAGGAAUCGCCCGACUCGAGCCGCAAGAUGCGCAAGUAGUUGCCGUCGCGAAUAAAGAUUCUUGUGCUUGUCCCCCUAUAAA
Molecule: messenger RNA, 671 nt
Organism: Rhipicephalus microplus (southern cattle tick)
Lineage: Eukaryota; Metazoa; Arthropoda; Arachnida; Ixodida; Ixodidae
Product: receptor expression-enhancing protein 5
Source: RefSeq, a predicted model, not a curated record